GCGCGGGCGCGCGCGUGUUGUUGUUGUUGUUGUUAUUAUUAUUGUCGUCGUCGAAGCCGCCGCGCCGUUCCCUGUUGUACUCGUUGUAGUAGCCGUCGAACAGUACCAGCGGGUGUUUGUGUUCCGUUCGAUCGUGUUCGCGUCGAGUGUGUUCGUCGGUCCGAUCAUCGCGUUCUCGCGAGAAAAUCCGUCUCCAUAAUUUCGACAGAGUUGUAAUCAGUAUAUUAAUGAACGUUCUGUGCACCGCGUGCCUCUACGUAACGAUAAUAAAAAAUAUAACGUUGUCCACAGCCCUUCGUCCGAUGUAAUGCCACAAUGGGACUGACUGGACGGAGGAAAAAAAUCAUAACAAUAACAAUAUUAUAUCGUACGCCCCCAACGAAAACGUUGCGCACGCGAGACCUUGACCUUGAGACUUCGGUUCAGUAGACCAGUGUCGCCGCCGUCCGGUGUGCGUGCGUAGAGGUAGUUGUGCCUCUACGUUCUUGUUUUGCUACACGGCGCCCGGUAUACCAUCGAAAGAAGAGAAAAAGGUAGGUCGAAGGGAAUAGGGAGAGAGAGAGAGAGAGUUAGAGACAGAGACACAGAGUACCUAACCCCGUUGAAAACAACAACCCCGGGUAGAAGGCUCAGAUGACGAUUGAUGACUGAAGGCAGUCUCGACUGUGUCUUUGUCGCGAACGAAACACUGCGGAGGAAUAACAUUUAAUUAAUCAUGGAAGUAAACGCUAAUUUUGUUGUACCUCAGGAACAGAUUAAUUUCAAACCAGUUUAUGAAAACGUAAAUGGGCAUUUCAAUGGAUCCCCUGCGCCACCUGUUGUGGCCCCAGUACCAGUUGGUGUACCUGGAGCAAUGGGCGUUCUUCAACCUCAGGCUCCUGCAUUGCAACCACAACUAGUUGAUGUACCAGUAUUCAAUUGUCCACGCCGACCAAAUCUGGGACGAGAAGGCCGACCAAUUGUGCUUCGUGCUAAUCAUUUUCAAAUAUCAAUGCCUCGUGGUUAUGUACAUCAUUAUGACAUCAAUAUUCAACCAGAUAAAUGUCCUCGAAAAGUAAAUCGUGAAAUUAUUGAAACUAUGGUCCAUGCGUACAGUAAACUUUUUGGUAAUCUUCGACCUGUAUUUGAUGGUCGCAACAACUUAUAUACAAGAGAUCCAUUGCCUAUUGGAAACGAUCGAAUGGAAUUAGAAGUUACAUUGCCCGGGGAAGGUAAAGAUAGAGUAUUCCGUGUUAAUAUUAAAUGGUUAGCUCAAGUAUCAUUAUUUGCUUUGGAAGAAGCAUUAGAAGGCCGCACAAGACAGAUACCAUAUGAUGCUAUUUUGGCCUUAGAUGUAGUCAUGCGACAUCUUCCAUCAAUGACUUACACACCAGUAGGUCGCUCAUUUUUUUCUUCGCCUGAAGGGUACUAUCAUCCAUUAGGUGGUGGUAGAGAAGUUUGGUUUGGUUUUCACCAGUCAGUCCGGCCAUCUCAAUGGAAAAUGAUGCUUAAUAUUGAUGUGUCAGCAACAGCUUUUUACAAAGCACAACCCGUUAUAGAAUUCAUGUGUGAAGUGUUGGAUAUUAGAGAUAUUGGUGAACAACGAAAACCAUUAACAGAUUCACAAAGAGUUAAAUUUACAAAAGAAAUUAAAGGUCUUAAAAUAGAGAUUACACAUUGUGGAGCAAUGCGAAGGAAGUAUAGAGUUUGUAAUGUUACAAGAAGACCAGCUCAAAUGCAAUCUUUUCCAUUGCAAUUGGAAAAUGGUCAAACAGUAGAAUGCACAGUUGCUAAAUAUUUCUUAGACAAAUACAAGAUGAAAUUACGUUAUCCACAUUUACCAUGUCUUCAAGUUGGACAGGAACAUAAACAUACAUAUCUUCCUUUGGAGGUCUGUAACAUAGUUGCGGGUCAGCGGUGUAUUAAAAAAUUAACUGACAUGCAAACAUCAACCAUGAUAAAGGCAACUGCAAGGAGUGCUCCUGAUCGUGAACGAGAGAUUAAUUCCUUAGUUCGUCGAGCUGAUUUUAAUAAUGAUUCAUAUGUACAAGAAUUUGGUCUUACCAUAUCAAACAGUAUGAUGGAAGUGCGUGGUCGUGUUUUACCACCCCCAAAAUUACAAUACGGUGGACGAACUCUACCAAAUCAGGGAGGAUUAAAUGUCCAACAAACGAAACAACAAGCAUUACCAAAUCAAGGGGUUUGGGAUAUGAGAGGCAAACAGUUCUUUACAGGUGUCGAAAUUCGUAAUUGGGCAAUAGCUUGCUUUGCACCACAGAGAACUGUGCGUGAGGAUGCGUUAAGAAAUUUCACAACACAACUCCAAAAGAUAAGCAGUGAUGCUGGCAUGCCAAUAGUUGGUCAACCAUGUUUUUGUAAAUAUGCUACAGGACCUGACCAAGUAGAACCUAUGUUCCGCUAUUUAAAAUCAACAUUCACUGGAUUACAACUUGUAGUUGUUGUCUUACCAGGGAAAACUCCAGUAUAUGCUGAAGUCAAAAGAGUUGGAGACACUGUUCUAGGAAUGGCUACACAAUGUGUUCAAGCAAAAAAUGUUAAUAAAACGUCACCUCAAACAUUGUCCAAUUUAUGUUUAAAGAUCAAUGUGAAAUUGGGCGGUAUCAAUAGCAUUCUUGUACCUAGCAUCAGACCUAAAGUAUUCAAUGAACCAGUGAUAUUUUUGGGUGCAGAUGUAACUCACCCACCUGCGGGUGACAAUAAAAAACCAUCCAUUGCAGCAGUAGUAGGAUCUAUGGAUGCACAUCCCAGUCGUUAUGCCGCAACUGUACGUGUACAACAACACAGACAAGAAAUCAUUCAAGAACUUAGUUCUAUGGUCAGGGAACUCCUAAUCAUGUUCUACAAGAGCACUGGAGGUUAUAAACCUCAUAGAAUUAUAUUAUAUCGUGAUGGAGUAUCCGAAGGACAGUUUCCUCAUGUCUUACAACAUGAACUUACAGCUAUUCGAGAGGCAUGUAUAAAGUUAGAAGGUGAUUACAAACCAGGAAUCACUUUUAUUAUUGUUCAAAAACGUCAUCACACCAGAUUGUUCUGCGCUGAUAAAAAGGAACAAUCAGGAAAAUCUGGAAAUAUUCCAGCUGGUACAACAGUUGAUGUUGGGAUAACACAUCCUACAGAAUUUGAUUUUUACUUAUGUAGUCAUCAAGGAAUUCAGGGAACAAGUCGGCCAAGUCAUUAUCAUGUUCUAUGGGACGACAACCAUUUUGAGUCCGACGAAUUGCAAUGCUUAACAUACCAAUUGUGUCACACUUAUGUCAGAUGUACACGUUCUGUGUCUAUACCUGCACCGGCCUAUUAUGCUCAUUUAGUUGCAUUUAGGGCUAGAUAUCACUUAGUCGAAAAAGAACAUGACAGUGGUGAAGGAUCACAUCAAUCUGGCUGUAGUGAAGAUAGAACACCAGGCGCAAUGGCUCGAGCUAUUACAGUACAUGCAGAUACAAAGAAAGUUAUGUACUUUGCUUAAAAUACCAAAAUUGAAAAAAAAAAAGAUUACUGCGCAACAUAUAAUAUUAAUAUUAGGCAUAAAUUAUAAUACGACCUUGCCAAUCAUUGCCUUUAAAUGUAACUUUAGACCAAAAUAAUUAUUAUUUUUUCGACCUCUGACAAUUAAUUUUAAGUAUUCAUUGUCUUAUUAUUAUUUUUUUUUUUACGUUUUGAAUUCCCAUCUAUAUUUUAGACAUUUUCCAAAGUUCAAUUUUGUUGUUGCUAGUAUUUGUUUUGUUACCUAUUUUUCUUUCUUUUUAUUUCUAAUCAAAAUUAGACAUCACUUGAAUGCUUCCAGUAUCUUAGUUAUGCGAAAAUUCUAGUCUAACCGGUGUAUCGUAGGAAAUGUUUUUGAAUAGCAACAGCAGUAAUGAAAAAUGCAUUCCUCUUUUAAAAUAUAUAAUUAUUGUAUAAUAAAUUUAUCAUAUUAUUGUUAAGUGUGUAUUAUAGUCAUAAUUAGUAAUUGUUUGUAUUCCAAUCUUCCUGCCAACUUAAUCUCUACUUAUCUGAUUUUAUUUCUUCGAUUCUCGAGCUUAAAUAAUUUUAAUUGUGAUUAACUUUAAUUGUAUUUAGUUUUUCUGGUUGGUUAUUUCCCAUUACUUGUUGACGUAGACUUUUGUUAAAUGUGGUCCUCAAUUAAACCGGAAAUGUGGUACCAGUCAUUGCUUAAUAUCUCAAUAGUCUUAAUUUAUAUACUUCAAUGAGUUUUAUUGUUGACUGUUGUUUAAUUACCUCUAACAAUUUUGCAAAAUACUUCUAUUGUGAUUAAUAACUAAAAUAAUAUUUUAUUUUUAUAUUAUACAUAUUGGUAUUAUACCUGAAGUAUAUUAUUUUGUCUUAUUAAAAUACAAAAACUUUUUCUUUUGGGGUUAAGUUGUAACAAACACUAAUUGUACCUGAUACUUAAGAAUAUUAUACAUCUUAAUGUUAGCAGAUAAGAUUUCAAUUCAAAAUGUUUUUAGGUUAACUUGAUCAAAUUUUUAGGGGACAAAAUUAAUUUCCCUCAAAAUUAUUUUUAAUAUUUAUUACUUAGGUAAAUAAACCAAAUUUAUACACUUAAUAUUUAAUACCUUAAACUGUAAUAUAUAUAUUAUUUUUUUUUUGAUUACCAUAGUAUUAUAUUAAUCAAACAAUGCAUAUUAUUCUAAAAUGUGCAUUUGAUUGGUACCACAAUAAUGCUAACCCUCCGAUUAUAUAAUUUGAGUAUUAAAUCAAUUAAAUUUAAAAAUAUUUAUAUAUAUACAUUUACCUAAUAAGAAUAAUAAUAAUAAUGAUAAUGAUAAUAAUGUAAUAAUAAUUAUUAUUAUUACUAUUUUAUACAAUAUAUUAUAUAAAUUUAAUCUUAGUUAGAAAAUAAAAUUUGGUUAAUAUUUAGUUAUCCGGUAUUAAAAAAGCGUAUAAGUAUACUCUUAUUUUAAGUAUACUUUUUAUGCCUUUUAAACUGCCGGUGUAAGUAUAUUUAAUAUUUAUAGGAAAAAUAAAAUGGGAUAACUUUUAUCAUACCCAUUUAAUAUAUAUUACGCUUAUAUUGUGUUAGUUUUUUUUUUUUUUUUUCAUUAAAAUGAUGGAUCUAUAACUUUUUUGCAAAUCAUAAUUAUACGAGGUAUUUGUAUUAUAAAUUAUAAUAAUAUAUAUUUUAACAUUGUAGUGUAAAA
This is a messenger RNA of Acyrthosiphon pisum (pea aphid), 5138 nucleotides long. RefSeq names its product protein argonaute-1 (gene AGO1). The record is from RefSeq and is a predicted model, not a curated record. The coding region runs from base 716 to 3463 and encodes 915 amino acids. The transcript has 19 exons. Lineage: Eukaryota; Metazoa; Arthropoda; Insecta; Hemiptera; Aphididae. Gene Ontology annotation, molecular function: RNA binding; protein binding.